UGUUGCUGCUAUCCAGGUGACACCCGAGUGGAAACCUUUUGUUUCUCAUGUGAUUAUUAUUUUUAUUGUUUGCUUGAAUCUUGUGGAGAUGUGUUUUCUUCCAGAGGAAAGUCAGCGUGACAUGAACACGUUUGUUGAAUUUUGCUGAAGGCGACCAUCAUUAAUGGAGUGUGAGCCGUGGACAGACAGCUGCAGUGAUGAAGACAACAACUCUGAAGACCUCCUGUGGGAAACCCAAGACGGCUGUGCAGCUGAGCCGUCUCACCACCCCCAGCUGGACACAGACAUGGAGGCAGUCAGGACUCUGUACUCAGACUCUGCUGUCUCUGUCAGAGAGUAUCCAUCAAUUGACGGGGUGGACGUCGACUUAAAUAUUAACACCAACUUUCUGGAUGUGGAAGUAGCUAAAGCCUGGAGGAUCAAUCCAUCAGAGCCCAUCGUUAUCCACCUGCACUUCUCCCUGUCUCAGUAUCUGCACGGACCUGCUCCCUCGGUUGAAGUCUUUCAGCCAUCCAAUAUGGAUCAUUUCAGUUUAGGGAGACAACUGCAGCAAAUCCUUACAGCCUUUAUAGCUCAAGAAUGGAAACAUCGGAUGAACGAGGACGCUGAGGUCCAACCAAAGAGCCAACACAGCUGGUUCAGGCCAAGUGGAACCAUCAAGAAGUUUAGUGCACGACUCAGCAUACGGCUGCCACUUACAAGGCCAAAUGAGACCCAGGAUCCAGCUGUUAGAGGAAUAAAAAACGUACCAGCUGUGAAACAAAAAUGUUUCCCAACUCUGACAACUUCCUACGCCAUCAAGAAUCCGGCUGGAGAACUUUUUACAUACACAGCCGAUGGAAAGAGAGUGAGAGUGAGAGCUGUGAAAUCAUCCGUCCAGCUGAGCUCCAAGCAGCUGGUGGAGCUGCUGUUCACCUCUCAGGCCAUCAGACACUGCAGACGUUCUCCAGCUCGGCAGCACGGCUUCCUGGUGCAGAUAAUGAAGUACGCCGAGCAGAGAAUCCCAACGUUGAAUGAAUUUUGUGUUGUCUGCGAUGAGCGACACGUCUUCCAAAACAGCCCCAUGCUGAAGACAGCAGUUUGCAGCAGAGAGCUGUGUGUGUUUUCAUUCCAUACUCUGGGUGUGAUGUCUGGAGCUACAGAGGAGGUUGCAACCGGAGCAGAGGUGAUCGACCUGCUGGUCGCCAUGUGCAGAUCUGCCUUUCAGUCAUCACGAAAAAGCAUUGUGUUUGAACCGUACCCCUCUGUCGUUGAUCCACUCAACCCCAGAACUCUGGCUUUUAGCCCAAAGAAAAAAAGCUACGAGCGGCUGCAGAGAGCUCUGGAUGGUGUCUUGUUAAUCAGACGGAUGGCACAGGGCCCUCAUUCUGAGAUAAAGAGGCAGAUGGAUAAGAUAGACCCUCUUGCUCAUCCUUUACUACAAUGGAUUUUAGCGAGCAACAGAUCACACAUAGUCAAGCUUCCACUGAACAAGCAUCUGAAGUUUAUGCGCACACCUCAUCAGUUCCUGCUCCUCAGCAGCCCUCCAUCCAAAGAGCUUCGCUUUCAAACUGCCCGCAAACUUUACGGCAGCACUUUUGCCUUCCAUGGUUCCCAUAUUGAAAACUGGCACUCCAUUCUGAGGAAGGGCCUUGUCAGUGCCUCCUACACAAAACUGCAGCUUCAUGGAGCUGCGUAUGGAAAAGGCAUUUAUUUAAGCCCCAUUUCAAACAUAUCUUUUGGAUAUUCUGAGAUGGGUAAAGGACAACAUCAGAUACCAAGCAAAGAGGAGCUCAUAAAGAAAUACAACAGAAUAAAUAAACUUAAACAGGAAGAGUUGGGCCAAACUAGGUUUCUGCAAAGCCGGAACCUCAACUGUGUUGCUCUUUGUGAAGUUAUCACCUCAGACGACCUGCAGAAACACGGGAACAUUUGGGUUUGUUCAACCUCUGACCACGUGUGCACACGCUUUCUUUUUGUGUAUGAAAAUGGUCAGGUGGGAGACGCGCACAUCGACACUCGGGAAGCACAAAUCCAGCAGGAAAUUUUACAAGUAAUCGCUUCAAAAUCAUGCUGA
Molecule: messenger RNA, 2056 nt
Organism: Nematolebias whitei (Rio pearlfish)
Lineage: Eukaryota; Metazoa; Chordata; Actinopteri; Cyprinodontiformes; Rivulidae
Product: protein mono-ADP-ribosyltransferase PARP6
Exons: 23
Coding region: 164-2056 (630 amino acids)
Biological process (GO): endoplasmic reticulum unfolded protein response
Cellular component (GO): membrane; endoplasmic reticulum tubular network; nuclear envelope
Molecular function (GO): protein serine/threonine kinase activator activity; NAD+ poly-ADP-ribosyltransferase activity; kinase binding
Source: RefSeq, a predicted model, not a curated record